AUGGAUGCGACACUAAGUUCUGAGAAGGGGGAAGUGGCAGUAGCCGAUCCCACCCACCAUGAGCGAAGACACAGCAAGUCUACUGAAAGGGAUGAGAUCGGCCGAAUUGAUGCUAUGGCUGAUGCCCCUGGUGUCACAUUGGACACCUUUUCCCACUUGGAUGAGAAAAAAAUAUUGCGGAAGAUGGACAUGCGUCUGAUUCCAAUGCUUGCGGUUUUGUACCUUCUAUCUUUCCUGGAUAGAGGUAAUAUUGGGAAUGCCAAGAUUGAGGGUCUGCAGGACGACCUAGGAAUGACUUCAGAUCAAUACAACUGGUGUCUCACGGUAUUCUUUUUCAGCUACGCAGCUUUCGAAGUACCAAGUAACUUGCUGUUAAAGAAGCUCCGCCCCAGUCGUUGGCUUCCGUUAAUCAUGGUAGCCUGGGGCACGGUGAUGACAUUGAUGGGAAUUGUUCGUAACUACGAGGGACUCCUGGCUGCGCGUUUCUUUCUCGGCAUUGCCGAAGCUGGUCUGUACCCUGGAUGUGCUUAUUAUGUACUCACAAUGUGGUACUGUCGGCACGAGAUACAACUUCGGCAGGCAAUGUUUUUCAGCGCAGCCUCCAUUGCUGGCGCAUUCAGUGGGUUAUUGGCGUUUGCUAUAUCCAAGAUGGAUGGCGUAGGCGGCCUAGAGGGGUGGCGAUGGAUCUUCAUCCUUGAGGGCUUGGCCACGGUUGUGAUUGCUUUUGUAGCGUUUGCAGUGUUGCAUGAUUUCCCAGAAACUGCUAGGCUACGCUACAGGCAAGACAAGAAGGUAUCACAGGACGGUCGCGCUCAAGUUGCGGAAGCAGACGAGUUCCGUUGGGAAUACGUUUGGCAAGCAUUUCGCGAUUGGCAAAUUUGGACAAAUAUCAUCGUUUACUGGGGUAUUGUCUGUCCACUAUAUGGCAUAAGCUUGUUCUUACCUUCAAUCAUCAACAACCUGGGGUAUACAGCAAGUACGGCACAAUUGCUGACAGUGCCUAUCUACGUUACAGCUGCAAUUCUGGCAGUUAUCUUUGCCUACAUAUCGGAUCGAGUGGGAAAGAGAUCCCCAUUUGUUAUAAGCUUUCUCUUCGUAAUGCUCGUCGGGUUCGCGAUGUGUAUAUCGACCACGAACCCUCGAGUGGUGUACGCAGGCGUCUUCCUUGCUGCUUGCGCUAUCUACCCAUCAUUUCCAGGAAAUAUAGCAUGGCUAAGUGGAAACCUACGUGGUGGGUACAAGAGAAGUGCCGGAAUGGCAAUACAGAUCGGAGUGGGCAAUUUGGGAGGAGCCAUCGCGUCAAACAUGUACCGUCAGAAGGACUCACCGCGCUACAUUUUAGGUCAUGCUCUGGAGCUUGGCUUCAUCUCGGCAGGAAUAAUUGCGGCAUUUAUCCUCGUUAUAUCAUAUGCAGCUGCAAACAAGAGGAGGGCCAGAAUCAUGCAGGAAAGCGGUGACUUCAGCAACGAGGAGCUUGCUGCGAAAGGAGACAAGGCUCCCACUUUCAGAUACAUGUAUUGA
Molecule: messenger RNA, 1521 nt
Organism: Neoarthrinium moseri
Lineage: Eukaryota; Fungi; Ascomycota; Sordariomycetes; Amphisphaeriales; Apiosporaceae
Exons: 9
Coding region: 1-1521 (506 amino acids)
Biological process (GO): transmembrane transport
Cellular component (GO): membrane
Molecular function (GO): transmembrane transporter activity
Source: RefSeq, a predicted model, not a curated record